GUUGAGUUUUAAAUAUUGUAAACUGUAAACAGUCAACUGUUAAGCCAGAUAUAAUUUUUAUACGAAUUUGUAUCAAAAUAUUAACAAUUGUGAAAGUUGUUAUAUACUGCAUUUUGUAAUUUUUGACCGAAAGAUUUACCAAAUAUAUGCGCAAUGAUGAUAGAGAAUCCCAUAACAUCGACGCCGGCAGGUCUAAGACUUAGUGUUGGCGGGAGAAACAGUCCUUUAAAAAGACGAAGUCUUGUACCACAAAGUCGAGUUAAAAAUAUAAGAGAUGAGGAUCCUAACGAUGACGAUGCUGAAAGGUCUUCACUGGUUGCUUCAGAGCGGGCGCUGGCUGCUUCUACUCCUCAAUCAUCCCCACGCCGAGGAAAGGACACCAUGUCAUCAUCGCCACAAAAAGAACAUUUCCAAGGGUGCUUGAAACUUUUUGCAGAGAACAAAAUCACCAAGGACAAUGCAUGGAACCUACAAUUAAUAGAUUUCAUGACAUCGAUGUUGAGGCGUCAUGAUGCUCGUAUGGAUAACUUGCAAACAGCGUCUACUGUAGUAGAUGCCUCUACUAGAAUAUACUCAUUCAGAGUAGAUGCAGUUCAUUAUGAUGUUCUGAAAAUGGCAGGUGGUUUGAGUAAAGCGGCUCAGUCAAAAAGGGGGAAAAAAGAUGAUGACAAUGCAACACAAGAUGAGAAUCCAACAGAACAAGAAACUGUAGCUCAUAAGAAGAAAAAGAAAAGAUCCAAGGGGGCAGUGGCAGCUAACCCUGAAGUAUUCAACGGAGAUUUUGAUGCCAAUGAUUGCAUCGAUCCUUUCUUUGAGAGGCUCGCAGCUACGACCGGUGAUGUGACUUCCUCCAAUAGAGCCUUUAAUGCAACCCUCCCUAUACAUGAUGAAACACUAGCUUUGAUAUUAAGGACAGACAUACCAUUUUUGGAGUCAAUAAAGGAGAAUGUGGAUGAAGAGAUAUUAGAUCUCAAUAAUCAUAUCACUCUCUCAUUGAAAUUACUACCAGCUUUCAAUGAAAACGAUAAAAUUUGUGAGCCAUUUGCUGAUUUCUCUAUAAGUAAUUGGGAUCCUGAAACAGAGGACAGAGAAAACCCCGUGAGCAACUGGAUGGAAGAAAACAGACUGAACUUAUCACAACAGGCUCUAGCGUUUGAUGUGAACGCUGAAGUUGAGCCCAUACCCCAGGAUGACCAACAUAAUGACUUAUUUGAGGAUGAGCCGCUGGGUGGUAUCGAGUCUGAUGAGGAGGCGGAUGUGGCGGUGGCGGCGUGUGUGGCCCGCGUGCCCCCCGCGGCCCCCGCCCGCCUCACGGAUCUACGCCCCGCAGCGCCCUCACACUCGAGAAUGGAAUACUCAUACUGCGCCCCCGCGCUCGCCUGGGCCGGACCCGCUCAUUGGAGGAUUAAAAGCAACAGGGCGUCCAAACAGUCGGAGCGCAGUCAGUCCACCGCUCGGGCGACUGUGGAAUGUAAGAAGGUGAAGACCAAGAGACAGCUGGACUUCCUAGAGGCGGGCCUGGCCGUCGACUGGCGGACCAACCCCGGGCCUGACUUUGAACCCGCCCAGCCCGCCAAGAUCAUGAUCAGUAGGAAGACGCUCGCCACUGGACACACCUGGAACGAAUACAACUACAAGACGCCCGUGGACAGAGGAUUAGACGAGAGUCACUUCCGCAAAUUGUUCCUUCGCUCCACUGUGAUGAUGACCAGAGCACGGGACGCCAAGGAAGAGGAACCGCUCACUGUUGAAACUAGUUACGACUUCAACAACGAAAACGAUGCCUCGUAUUGUCUCAAACAUGUACCGGAGGGUGCCGAGUGGGGCAAUGAAGAUAACACUGAGGCGCCGGAGUUGCAUGAACAAAUAAGACACGAACAAGACAACGAAGAUAUAGGAGAUAUGAUUGAACCACCUACUAAGGUUGCGAAAAUCUUCAUUCCUUACGCUAUGCGAGCAAAAAAGGUUGAUAUGAAGCAACUAAAACAUUGCACAUGGAAAAUGUUAACUGGUAACAGUUGCGACGGUGAUAAGGAAGAGGUCUCUAAAACAACAUUCUUUUCAAUAUAUUCAAAGUUACCGAAUAAAUUAUCAACGAAUAUGAAAGAAUCCCUCAGCAUACCUCUAGCGUUACUCUCUGUACUACAUUUAGCCAAUGAAAAGGGCCUAAUCCUAGAGAAAAAGGACGAUUUGAAAGAUAUAGGUAUAGUAGGUUUAAUUAAGAAUUAAUUAUUGUGUCUGUGUAAACUAGAUGACUUAUUUCUCUAUAAUUUUUGUAAAAUUUUAAUCAGUAGUAAACUCUUUUGACGUUUAUAAUAAGUGUAUAACGUUUUCAAGGAAUUGCCUACAGCAUACAUCUAGUGAUGGGAAAUAUACUUUGUAAAUAAUAAUUAGUUUUAUAUUAAUAGUGGCCGGUUUGUAACUACACAUAUAGUAAAUUUUGUUCUUAUGUAAUUGUACAGAUGUUUCUUAUUGAUUUUUUUUUAUUACUUCUUUAUAAUCUGUA
Danaus plexippus (monarch butterfly) is the source of this 2506-nucleotide messenger RNA. It is a transcript of the gene barr, whose product is annotated as condensin complex subunit 2. Lineage: Eukaryota; Metazoa; Arthropoda; Insecta; Lepidoptera; Nymphalidae. Gene Ontology annotation, molecular function: chromatin binding. The coding region runs from base 154 to 2229 and encodes 691 amino acids. Gene Ontology annotation, biological process: mitotic chromosome condensation. The transcript has 12 exons. Gene Ontology annotation, cellular component: condensin complex. The record is from RefSeq and is a predicted model, not a curated record.